Prunus avium (sweet cherry) is the source of this 1990-nucleotide messenger RNA. Lineage: Eukaryota; Viridiplantae; Streptophyta; Magnoliopsida; Rosales; Rosaceae. The record is from RefSeq and is a predicted model, not a curated record.
AGAAACAGAAAACUUUAGGGGGGUUUUUGUAGAAAAAAAAAAUAUGGGAAAGGUGUUGCACAGAAAUCUUAGGAUAAACUAGGCAGAGGGCAGAGAGGAUAAUCACCUCACCACCAGUCAGCAUUCUUAAUUCCAAGACGAUCAAGUCGAGCAAGGCUGCAACAGGAGCUGAAACGUCGUCGUAUCUGGAGCUAAAGAAAACUUGCAAGGCUCAUCAAAAUCAAAAUUGAAGCACCAGAAUUGAAUAAUUGAUAGAAAGAGGAGGAGGAAGAAGAAGAUGAGGCCAGUUUGCCCAUUUGUGAAAGCCGCUCGGCCAUCAGAGCCAAGCAAGAAAGAGACCUCAGCUGACACCGCUACAAUUUCCCCUAAAUGCCCCUUGGGUUACGAUUCUCAGACAUUCAAGCUUGGCCCUCUCAGCUGUAUCAUAUGCCACGCCCUUCUGUUCGACUCUGCCAAAUGCGUCCCUUGUUCUCACUCGUUCUGCAAAGCUUGUAUUUCAAGAUUCAAGGACUGUCCUUUGUGUGGAGCUGACAUUGAGAAGAUCGAAGCCGACACCAAUCUUCAGAAUUUGGUGGAUCGCUUUAUCGAAGGUCAUGCAAGAAUCAAGAGGUCUCAUAAUGCAGAGGAUAAACAAGAUUCAACCCCUGAAAGCAACAGCAAUGAUGAUAAUAAUAAUAGCAAGAGAGUUAUAUAUGAAGACGUGUCUUUGGAGAGAGGGGCUUUCUUGGUGCAGCAAGCAAUGAGGGCAUUCCGAGCCCAGAAUAUAGAAAGUGCCAAAUCAAGACUUAGUCUUUGUGCAGAAGACAUCAGAGGUCAGUUAGAAACUAUGGGUAACACGUCAGAGUUGUGUUCUCAGCUUGGAGCGGUUCUCGGAAUGCUUGGCGACUGCUGGUUUGUCCUCUGUCUUCCCAAUCUUUAUAUAUGUGUGAUGAAAGUAUGUAUGCAUGUAUUAUGUAUACAAUAACGUUUCAGAGGCAGAGAAUUUGACAUGUUACAUGUUGCUGAAUGACAGUAUGGCAAGAGAAUAUUUUGUAUAGAUAGGUAUUUUGUGAAUUAGAAUUUUUAACAUAUCAUGGUAUGCAUUUAGAUGGUUAAUAAUGUUAGUGAUAGAUAGUGUAUCUUAGCUUUUAUCUGAAAAGUUUACCUGCAAUGAUAGUACAUGAAUAAAGAAUGAACGACAGUUAUGUCCAAUGGCUACUAGCACUAGCUAAGCAUGUUUCAUUCAAUCUAUUGGUUCUGAAGUACACCAAACUGGUGGAGAAAGCCUUACAGGAUUAGAAUUUGGAAUUGCAUUCUAGAAUGCAUGGGAAUUUAAUUUCUUUGUUGGUUUUCCUUUCAAACUGUUUCUCUAUAAGUGAACAAAAUUUCUGGUCUCUCUCUUCUCAUCACCACCAAACGUAGGUUUUCCUCAAAGUUUGCCACCCAACAUCUGCGUAGGUUGUAAUAAAACAAAAACUGUGGUUUGUAUAGAGAGACACCCUAAAUAUUGAUUUCAUCAAAGUUUGCCACCCAACACUGGAUGGGAUACUAACUACCUCAUAUAGUAUCACCAAUACUGGAUGGGAUUGAAAUUUAUAUGUCUAAAUUAUGUAUAAUUUGAUUUGUCGUGUUUUACAGUACUCAAUUAGAAGAAAAAAACCUAGAGAAUGUGAAAGAGGGAGGUGCUUGGGAUGUUGUGUCAGCUUUAAUUUUCAAGGGGAAGAUGUAUCUAUGGAGAGGUCUCCAUUUAAUACAAGUAAUUGGGAGCUGUGCAAAAUAAAUAGACCAAAUUAAGUAUAAAAAAAAAUAAAUUGAAGUUGAAAAUUAUGACAUUUAUUAUGCUGCAGGAAACAAUUUGAUUUUCAACAAAUUGAAAAAUUAACGACAACCCAAAUUAAACUCUUGAGCAAACUACGACUUCAAACACUGCACCGACUAUGCCUACCCCCUAACAAAUUCGUAUCAUAGAAACUAGCGAACCCCGUACUGUAUCGCUGCCCGUACCAUGUAA